AUGGAGUAUAUCAACAAUAUAUUGGGAAAUCAGUCCCAAGUGCAGCUGGUUGGGGAAGCAAUUCCCACGUUGUGCAACAGAUUACAGCACUCGACAAUGGUAUUGGAUAGGCGUUCUGCUGUUCUUGGGUUGAAAAGUUUUAGUCGGCAAUAUAGGGAAACCGUUGUUGAAAAUGGGUUGCGUCCGUUGAUAUCAGCUUUUAAGAAGGAUCACGAAAAUGUAUCGAUGGUUAAAGCACUCUUGGAGUCCUUCCUUAUCCUACUGAUUCAUGGCGGUGACGCUAAUGACGAUUUGACUAAAGGUUGGAUUUCGCAACAGCUGCGACUGCAGAAUGGAAAGUAUCCCUCACCAUUACUAAUGGGGAACCUUGCAGUUUCAAUGGAGGACCAGCUAUCUUUGUGGAUUGCUGACGCAUUGUUACAAGAUCCCGAGAUUUUGGCCUUGAUGAUUGAACAGUUGGCUGAAAAUGAUUAUCAUUUGAAACUAUAUACCAUCCAAUUAUUGGAAUUUUUGGUUUCUUGUCGAGGGCCAAGGGUCAAGGAAACACUAUUAAACACCCCAACAGCAAUGUCGACAAUUUGCAGUUUGUUGCACGAUAGUCAUGAUCCAGUACGAAAUGAAGCCAUUCUACUUCUUAUGGCGCUCGUGAAUAACAAUUUCAAUAUCCAAAAAAUGGUUGCUUUUGAAAAUACAUUUGAAACAUUGUUCGAUGUAAUUGAAGAAGAAGGCGGAAUAAGGGGGUCCAUCCUAGUGCAGGAUUGUUUAACAUUACUUACAAAUUUGCUUCAAUUUAAUGAAUCGAACCAGAAAUAUUUCUUGGAAACGCAAUGUGUACCGCGACUAGCGAGGCUAUUAGGAGAACCCGUGGAGGGAGAAGUAAUGGAUGAGCAAGAAUAUGCCUCUGCGGCGUUAAAUGGUCACGAAAAUGGAACAAUCAAUGGUUCAGAGCCACCUAUUGCGUGGACGGAACAAAGACUACAAAACAUGACUAUCGCACUAGAAAUAUGUCGGCUAUUGGUGUCAGAAGAUAAUGAGCUAGUUGUACAAAAUCAGAAUAUUCUCUAUCAAGCGGGAAUCCACUACGUUGUGUUAAAACUCAUCUUUUCACCACUGACAGGGAAUACUAUAAGGUCCGUGGCCCUUUUGACGGCGGCAGAUGCCAUUCGUGGGAAUCCAGACAUUCAAUAUGAAAUUUCCAAAAUUGAUAUUCCUUAUAUUGAUCCUUCUUUACCAUCCCAUAUACAGUUUUUUCAAAAACCUAUCCCGGUACCCGUCGCAUUGCUUAAUUGGUGCUUAUUUAUCAAUUCCGUGCAUCUGUUUGACGUAAGAAUCGGUGCUGCAUUUUGUUUGGAUGCAUAUUUCAAAGACAAUCAAGGUGCAAAGCUGGCAUUUUUGAAAGACCAGAUUGAGGCAUACAAGCUGGACAUUUAUUACUAUGAAAUAGGUGACGAUUUGCCCAUUACAAAUGGGAACAACAGCAACAGCAACAGCAACAGCAACAACAACAGCAACAACAACAGCAACAACAAUAAUAAUAAUAAUAAUAAUAGUAUGCCAGCACCCUACGGAAAUAUAUUUCGUACUUUGAUGGAUUAUGAUGCUGAUGUGAAACUCAACCCGUAUAAAGUGUGGUUUGCAGCAUUAACUCUAAUACACAUUUUCAAAGACCAGCCAGAAAACAAAGAAACGGCAAGAGCUGUAAAUGCAGGAAAUGAGGAAGCGAAUGAGGAGAUUAUGAGCUCUAUAGAGGCAAUAUCUGGCUUGCUAAUUACUACAUUUGAUGACAUGGAUCAAAGAGUUGCAAUUGGAUACUUGAUGCUUUUGUCAAUAUGGCUAUACGAAGAUUUUGCUGCAGUGAAUGAUUUCUUGAGUGACGAGUCUACUGUUAAAUCGAUCUUGGCAUUCUUGUCAAGCAACACAUCUGAAGCUAAUUCAAUUGUACAUAGCAUGGCUGCAAUUUUACUAGGAAUAGUUUAUGAGUUUUCCACAAAAGAUUCUCCUAUCUCAAGAGUUGAACUUCACAAAUUACUAGUGAAAGGACUCGGGAUGAACAACUAUUCUUAUAAGGUGAAGCAAUUGAGCACAAAUCCAUUGUUUAAAAAUUUUGAUGAAUCUCUGAACUUUUUAUCUGUUCAAGAGGAAAAUGGAUUGCCUGACGUAUAUUUUGACGUGAGUUAUGUUAAUUUGGUGAAGGACCAUUUCACUCGGAUCAAAAGAGCAUUGUUUCAUGACCCUAAUUCGGAACCUCGAGGAAAAAUAUCGUAUGAGCUUUUUGAAGAGGUGGAUAUGAAAGCUUCAGAAUUAGCAAAAGAGCUACAAGAGGAACGAACAAAGAAUAGGGAAAAUGAGACUUUUUUGAAAGAAAAAAUAAAAGAAUUAGAAACUGUGAAGAAGGACCUCCAGGUCCAAGUUGAACAAGUUGAAAGAGAUCUUGUUAGGGUACUGGAAGAGUUGAAGGUAAUGGGUGAAAAGUUUUCCUUCGCCUCUCAAAAGCUCAGCGAUGUAACGAGUCUAAAACAAGAACUUGAACAAACAUCAAGUAAAUAUAGUAAAGAACUUCAAGAGGCGUUGCGCACAAUUGAGACAUUUCAAGCACAGCAAACGCAAUUAGAAGCACAAUUGGAAUCAACUGAACGAUCCAAAAAGAAGUUAGAGGAUGGAGUUAACGCCAUGACUAAAGACUUGUUUCAGCUAAAGAAACAGAAUGCAGAAGGAGAAGAUCGCAUAAAGCAACUUGUAAAGGAGUUGAAGAAUGUCAAAACAGAAACUGAAAAAUACAAGAAAAGUUAUGAGGACCAAAUUUUGCAACUCAAGUCAGACAAAAACUUGUUGUCGAAAUCACUUGCAGAUACGCAGAAUGAGAAUCGGAUAGCCAGAUCAAAGAGUGCAGAAUUGGAGAAGGAAAUUGCUUCCAAACUACUGGAAGUGAAGAAUAUGAGUAGUGAGAAAUAUUCUUUGACACAGAAGCUUGAAGUUAUUGAAAAGGAAAAAUUGGCACUUUUGAAUAGCUUGAACUCAAGAGACGCCCGGAUUGCAGAGUUGGAGUCUACUUUAGAAGAUUUGAGAGUACAAGAGCUGACUGCAAAAGCAGAGGUGGAGAAGAUCACUAAUAAACUCAAGUCUACGAGAGAAAACUUGGUUCAGCAAGAGUCAGAUGCCGAGGAAAAGUUGAAUAGCGUAAACAAGGAGUUUAAAGCAUAUCAAAAAGAGAAACUGGAAUUAGAGGUUAAAGUAGCAGAACUUGAAAUGAAGCUAGAAUCUACUCUAGGCAAUGAAGAAAAGAUUCAAAAAUUGAACAAUGAGAUAUUGGAGUACAAACUGAACAUAAGCGAGCUUUCCAAACAAGUAGAAGAAGUCAAAAAAGAUUUUGAAACCAAAGAGAGCCACCAAAAAGAUACUACAGUUGACAUGUUGGAGAAGCAAGAGGAAAAUAAUGCUUCUCUUGUGGAAAAAAUAAAAGAAGUUGAAAAACAAAAGCAAGAUCUUAUAGACAAAGUAAGUGUGCUUGAAAAGGAGCUCAAAGAAAGCAAGACAAUCCAAGAUAAGCACGACAAGUUGGAUGAGAAAAUACAAUUACAACAAAAGGAUAAAGAGCAGCUUAUUGAGAAAAUCUCCCAGCUUGAAAAAGAUCUCAUCCAUGAGAAAUCAGCACAAAGUCAACUUGGUGAAGAAGUUGAAGAAAAAAUGCAAAAACUCACCUUUGAAAAGAAAGAACUUAUUGAAAAGGUUGGACAACUUGAAGAAAAGAUAACAGUAACUAAUCAAUCAAAUAGUGCAAAAGCUCGAGAAUCAAGCAAAGAGAUUGAAACUCUUCAAAAUUUGAAUACCAAUCUUAACUCCGAAUUGGCAAAGUUGCACAAGGAAUUUUCAAUUUUCAAGGCAAAUAGUCAAUUAGAUGGAUUGAAAAAGGAAGAAAAGGAGCUGGAAGUGGGAGAAAAGGAAAAAAAUUCAAAAGAAGCUGCAUUAAGGGAGGAGAUUGGGAAAUUAAAAGCAAAGCUCAAUGACUUUGUCCCCAGAACCGAGCUUGACGAUUUAAUGCUAUUGAUGUCUGAUUUGGACGAAAAGAAAAGUAGGUAUGCCAAGAGACUUAAAGAUUUAGGCGAGGAAGUUAGCGAGAAUGAAGAGUCCAGUGAAGACGAAGAUGAUGAUGAUGAUGAUGAUGAUGAUGACGAUGACGAAGAAAGCGAUAUAGAGUAG
Molecule: messenger RNA, 4197 nt
Organism: Lodderomyces oxycetoniae
Lineage: Eukaryota; Fungi; Ascomycota; Pichiomycetes; Serinales; Debaryomycetaceae
Gene: USO1
Product: Uso1p
Exons: 1
Coding region: 1-4197 (1398 amino acids)
Biological process (GO): vesicle fusion with Golgi apparatus; transcytosis; endoplasmic reticulum to Golgi vesicle-mediated transport
Cellular component (GO): Golgi membrane; cytoplasm; endoplasmic reticulum
Source: RefSeq, a predicted model, not a curated record